AUGGCACAGGAUCCUGAAAACUACGACCCAGUCGGAUCCCUCUUAAUCCAGGUUCAUGAAGACCUUUAUCAAUUAAAGGAGAAAUUAACAAAAUUCCAACAUGAAGAAAAAGGAGAGACUCUAGACAUUCAGAAUCUUGAAACAGCAAUCCAAAGGACUGAAAUAGGGUUGAGAAUUCACAUUGAGAAGUAUUUAAAUGUUGUAAACCAUCAUGUGUUAACGACUCCUGUUAAUGAUGAGAGCUUGUAUUCUUCUCAGGCUUCCAAAUGGUUGCUUCCAACUGUAAUUGAUCAGAAAUCAUUUAUUUUUCCUCUGGAAUCUAAGGAUAAACUUUGGCAGCCCCCCAAACAGCACGGUUCAUUUCCACAUGUCUUUCCAAGAGCCAAGAGAGAAGUCAAGGACAAUGUGAAGAUUUUGGCUGAAGCAACUGGA
Galeopterus variegatus (Sunda flying lemur) is the source of this 432-nucleotide messenger RNA. It is a transcript of the gene IQCH, whose product is annotated as IQ motif containing H. The record is from RefSeq and is a predicted model, not a curated record. The transcript has 5 exons. NCBI's taxonomy places the organism in Eukaryota, Metazoa, Chordata, Mammalia, Dermoptera, Cynocephalidae. The annotation marks the transcript as partial.